Messenger RNA from Ananas comosus (pineapple), 2183 nucleotides. Its product is annotated as PHD and RING finger domain-containing protein 1-like. Gene Ontology annotation, molecular function: zinc ion binding. Bases 290 to 1693 code for a protein of 467 amino acids. Gene Ontology annotation, biological process: chromatin remodeling. The transcript is spliced from 7 exons. NCBI's taxonomy places the organism in Eukaryota, Viridiplantae, Streptophyta, Magnoliopsida, Poales, Bromeliaceae. The record is from RefSeq and is a predicted model, not a curated record.
UAAGGGCUCCAACAAAAUUUUUUCCGCCCCCCGAACCCUCCCCGGAACCCUCGCGGCGGAUUCCGAAAAAUCCGACCCCUCUCUCCCUCAAUCUCCGAUCUCACCUCCUCCAUCUCCGUUCGAUUCGUCGCCGCAGCAAUUCUCUAGCAAGUUGUUUUUCCUUCCAGGAUGUUUAUUCUCAAGAUCAAGGUUUAUAAUUUGCCUAUGUGAGCAUAUGCCUUUCAACGUGCAAUAAGUACAACGUUGUCCAUCUGUUCAGGUGACUAGGCUAGACAUCUGUUCAGGUGACAUGUUGAUCGAAAGCACUCUUCCUGAUUCUCUGAGCACAACGUUGUCCAUUACGAAACAAGAGAACAUGGAUUCAUCUUACGAUUGGCCACACUUUACUAAAACUUGGCAGUUGUGCUCGAGCUGUGAGGAAUGCCCUUCAGAGAGCUGCAGAGAAUGUCUUGAUCAUAGAACAGAAGAAAACCAAUUACUUAAAUGCAAGGUUCUUGAAUUGUCGACAUGUUCUGAUAUAUCAAGUCCACUGCCUAAGAGGGAUGGCUUUGUCUACAAAAGAAGGAAAUUGCAGUAUAACGGUGUUGCCCUUUUAUCGGAAGAAAAUACAGACGGAUUUUCUAAAGAAAGUGGUGCCUAUUAUUCGAGAAUAACUUCCAAAGACCAAAAUUCAGCAGUGAGGGCUAAUAAUGAUAAGGAUGGAUGUUCUGCUGUAGAAGGUAAAUGUGGGAAAAAUGAAAGGUACCUAUCACCAAAAGAUAAUACCAAUGUUUCUUCAUGUAACAAUGGGGUGAAGGAUACUGGCGAGUGCUCCUCUUCUGGAAAUGCUAUUGCUAAUUUAGUGUUGGAUGAGCUCAUUUCAGAGAGAGAAUUAUGCAUCUCAGUACUUAAAAAUCAUGGCUUGCUCGGCAGUGUAUGUGAAAAAAAGGAAUUGGCUUCUUUAGAAUUUCUUGGAAGCGACGACCCAAAUUCAUUUUUAAAAUGCAAAACUUGUGGUCAUUCAGAAAAUCCAUUGAAGAUGUUAAUUUGUGACCUUUGUGAGGAAGCAUUUCAUGUCACUUGCUGCAGCCCAAGAGUCAAGAAGUUACGAAAUGUUGAGUGGUACUGUCAACCGUGUUCUAGAAGUAAAGAAACAGUUUCAUCCUGUAUCACAGGCACAACUCCCGAGGAAGAAAAAAAUGUGUCUUAUGGGGAUUUGGGUCCGCUUUUAGCCAUGUUGAGAGAUAGCCGGCCUCAUAUAUCCCGUGUUCGAAUCGGUAAAGCUUUCCAAGUAGAAGUUCCUGCAUGGUCCGGUCCAAUUGCUGAUGAUUCCGAUUCUGUUCUAGAAUUCUCCCUCCUGGAUUCACCCGAAUGUGCUAGUCUGGAUUGUUGGAAUAAUUAUAAGCCACAAAAAACAACAUCUAUUGGUAAUUGGAUUCAAUGUCAAGACGUCUUAUAUACAAGUGACAGCAAUGAGGGAACUAUAUGUGGGAAGUGGCGCAGGGCUCCUCUUUUCGUAGUUCAAACUGAUGAAUGGGACUGUUCCUGUGCUUUGCCUUGGGAUCCAUUUCAUGCUGAUUGUGCAGUCCCUCAGGAGGUUGAAACUGAAGUUGUCCUCAAGCAUCUAAAGUACAUAGAGAUGCUAAGGCCGCGCCUGGCUAACACCAAGCAGAACAGCCAAGCCAGAAGCAACAGCUCUGAGCAGAAACCGUAAAUUCAUAAUCAUGAUGGAAGGUGGUCAUCAACCCUGAAUCUUGCCGUGCCGUGCUGUGCCGUGCAUUCUGUACAAAUUUAUGUUGUAAUUCUGAAUAUGCACUUUUUUACAAGUCGGAGCAUCACCCGCUUGCAUUUAUUUGAGCGACGAGUGCAUUUCUUGAUGGCAUUUGCGAGCAUAUUAAACAAAACUGGAAACAUAUUACCAUUCAUGUGCUUGCUUUCUUGUGGGAGGGAAUUUGGCGAUAAGCAUUAGUAAAUGUUGUAUCCGUCUCAGUUCUCAGGUGUUGUGUCGACGGCUGAGCGGAAAAAUGAAACAAAAGAUGGAAGUAAUUCGAGCAAUUUUGAGUGUUGAAAUUUGUGCUUGUGUUUUUUCUUUUUCUUUUUUUUUUUCUGAACUAUUCUGUUCAUGCUUCAGAUUCAUUGUAAGAUCUUGAUGAUUUGCUGCGCUCGAAGAUUUUUGUGUUGUUAUUAGCAGUGCUAAUCAUUCA